UUGUAAAAAAAAAAGCUUUAUCCAGACACUCAGAUAUGCACCUAUAAUGACAAAUGUAGAUUAUUUAUUUAAUAAGGGUUAUUAUGGUCUGUCCUGUGUUUAUGUGGUGGGGAAAUGUAUUUCUUCUUUAUUUCAUUCAGUGUGGUACAUAAAGGUUUAGGGAUGUUACCAAACCCGAACAAUAAUUCGGAUUAAUCCGUCACACGGAACGCAAACAGUUUAUCUGCUGUAAAUGUUUCAAAGUUUAAUAAAGUUGGAAAGAAAAAAAACACGGACGCAGUCGCUACUGAUGACGAAAAAAGCAUGCGACGGUUUAGCUAGCCACAGCUAGCCUCGUUAGCAGAGGAGUGCAGAUUAAAAACUGGAUUAAACACGCCGCUGGCUCGCGGGUAAUCUGCACGUGGCUGCUGUUGGUGUCGGUUCGCAGGCCCGGAUGACUGUAGGGGACGGAGCUGAUGCGCGUUAGUCGCUUCGGUGGGCUCCUCGUGUUUGGCUAACAUGAUGGAGGGCGACUUUUCCCCACACCGUCUGACAGAACCGAUGCAGUCCGGCUCUGCGGUUCCGGACGGGCUGUGCUGGGUGUCGGUUCUGUCCUGUCUGCUGCUCGCCUGCUCGUAUGUUGGCAGCCUGUACGUGUGGAAGAGCGACCUGCCCAGGGAUCAUCCCACCGUGAUAAAGCGGCGUUUCACCAGUGUCCUGGUCGUGUCCGGUCUGUCGCCGCUCUUCGUUUGGGCGUGGCGAGAACUCACAGCGGUCAGGACCAGCGCCUCGCUGUUGGCUCUCAUGGGGAUCCGGCUUGAAGGCAUCGUCCCUGCCAUUGUUUUUCCUUUGCUGCUGACUAUGGUCCUCUUUCUGGGCCCCCUCAUGCAGCUGGCCAUUGACUGUCCCUGGACCUUCACAGAUGGGGUCAAAGUGGCCCUUGAUCCCUGCUUCUGGUCUCUGUGCGUCAGCGACAUGCGCUGGCUGAGGAACCAGGUGGUGGCGCCGCUGACGGAGGAGCUGGUGUUCCGGGCCUGCAUGCUGCCCAUGCUGGUGCCCUGUGCUGGGCCGGCCACCGCCAUCUUCACCUGCCCGCUGUUCUUCGGAGUGGCUCACUUCCACCACGUGAUCGAGCUGCUGCGGUUCAGGCAGGGCACGCUGGCGGGGAUCUUCCUCUCUGCAGCGUUCCAGUUCUCCUACACGGCGGUGUUUGGAGCGUACACGGCUUUCAUCUUUCUCAGGACAGGUCAUUUGAUGGGUCCGGUUCUCUGUCACUCCUUCUGUAACUACAUGGGUUUUCCCGCCGUCAGCACGGCUCUGGAGCACCCCCAGCGCCUCACGAUUCUCUGCUCCUACCUGCUGGGUGUCCUCCUCUUCCUCUUCUUCCUCUUUCCUUUCACGGACCCCUCCUUCUACGGGUUCCCCACCCCGGUCUGCACCCUCGCCCCCUCCGCCAGCUCCCUCUGCUUCUCCUGAUCCCGGCCCCACGCCGCCGCUGCCGUCACGCCGCUGAAGAAGAGCCGUUCUCCUGAAUCGCUGCAGGUGAAGGUCGAUGAAGAACGUGAAGCGUUUCAUCGCAUCCGACGGCUCAUUUGACAAAUGUUAGGAAAUCCUGUCACUGGGAGCCAAUCCGGCACCAAAGAGCCCUUCUGUGUCUCGCUGACCCCCCGAUAAGUGAUGCUGGUCCAGUUGAUGAGGCGGAGAGGUUCCCCUCAUGCUGACAUAGCUCCACCAUCAAGGACGAGGUACCAGUGCCAUUGAUGGUGACCGUCUCUUUCCACUUUGUCCCUUUACUCUGGUUAGUGGUUAUGGAAGGUCUAGUUUUUUAGUUCUGCUGGUCGUUUUUCAUGAUUCCUGAUAAAAAGAUGUGAAACUUUUCUACAAAAUAAUCUUUGAGCUCCACUCAAACAGGCGACCAACAAUCGAGAGAAAGAAAACAAACACUGUUGUCACUCGGUUCUGAUUCAUCAGAUAAAAAAAAGCAGUAAAGCUGGUCCAUGAGUUAACAAUCCAAAUCUAUAAAACAGAGAAUUAGAAUUAGUGGUUGGGAAACAAAUUGUUGCCCAAUACAAAGGCAUCCUUUCAUUUUCAUGGCGUCAUUUCACAUCAAAGAUGAUCAAAAGUUCAAGGCGCUUUCACCCUCAGGUAGUUUGGUAGAUUUGGUUCGUCUCAGCGGAUUUCCAAGUCCACUUCAACUCUUUCAUUUGGUUUGCUUUUCUCAUUAAGGAGGUCUGACACCUGCUUGUUUGGGAUGCUUUUAUCUGAAAUGAAUUCUGACCAGAAAGGUAAAAAAAAAGAAAAAUUCAGCCAAUUCUUCAACUUUUGGUAUGGAUAAACCCUUUUAACAUCGUCCCACCACUUUACCUACAGAUUUCUAUUUGCUUUUGGCCAUGCGUCUUUGCAUUUGUGACAUAACUACUGAUUUUUAUUUUUUAUUUUUUUGCAACCCGCAGCUUAGUUGUUUUUCCCUGAGAAAAAAUGUGUGUCCCUUCACACCACGUAUGAGUGGCAGCUCUUAAACUUCCCUCAUGAAACUGCUUUAGAACCAAAAGUGGAACAUGUCGGCGUGCAGCCACUACACAGAACCAGUGGAACCUGUUUGUUACAAAAUCCAGCCUGUUCCCAUUUAUUUCAAUGUAAAGGGGCCAACAUGCUUAUACUUUGGUUCAAACCUGUUUACCUUCUGCAGGUACAUUGAAGUGUUGGGAACAUCGUACUGCUGUGAAUAUACACACACAGAUGUGUGUGUAUAUAUGACCAAGAUUAAAACCAGUCAUGUACAUCUCAUUGACAGUUGACCAUCCAGUCGUUGGCUCUAACGUAACCUCAAUGUCCCAACAAAUAUAUUCUACAAACUUGAGUGUUGGUUUUGCGAAAGGAGGGGUUUUAAUGACAUCAUAUCCUGUUAUUACGGCAAAACAACCUCUGAGCUGAAAACAGGCCCCAAAUGACCCCCAUACAAACCAACGGGUCACAUGACCACAGGGGUCAUCUGUUUUCUUUGAUAUACACAGUUUAGAUGAGUUUUCAAACCUGCCAAAUGGAAAAAAGUGGCAAACUGGUGUGACCCAAACAGGACAGCGUGAACGCGCCCUUAAGUUUGAUAGAGGUUUUAAAAUAAAGUAGUCAUGGUGUUGGUCUCAGAAGUAUCAUUGCAAAGCUUUUAUUAAUAAAGAAGACUUUUUUAUUAUGCAAACAUUUACAGACCCAUACAGGCUAAUACAAUCUAAAGCAGUCAGAUUGUUACUAUUCUCUUGAUGAUGGGGAUCAUCAGCCAUCACCAGAACACUGCUCUGACCUCCUGUUCAGUCCAGUUCUUUGCUAAAACUGACCUUCAUUUAAAACAACAAAAACAAAACAUGGAUCACACUUUAUCUUUACUUUAACACACUUUCUUGAUGUCCGUUCCUGUUUAUUUAGCUUGGAGAGCAUAUUGAAGGGUUAGCAGACAGAAAAAUGAAAGCAACAGACACUGGAAAGUGAACUGUGAUGAAGAGCUCGUGACUGCAAUUACCUCACACACAGAGACACAAAAGACACAGCACGGUCCAUGACAGCAGCAAUACCAAAAGGAAAACGGAAGGACUUUGAAAGUACAGAUUCUGAUUUUUUUUUCUUACAUCUGACUGUUUCAAAGUAAACAAUCAGAUCAGAAAUGUUUGUAUUGGAGUCACUCGCUGAAAAAGACCUGCACAUGUGUGGAAUAUACUAUCACAUGUAUCAGCCAUUCUGAUCCUGUAGUUUCAUCUACAGCAAAAGAGUCAGUACUGCCAUCUAGAGUUUGAAUGUGUUAUUUUAUAAACUAUCAAAAAGACUAACUGGUCUAUGUGGGUGCUCCACAUAGCGGUAAACCCAGCAUCCUUAGCGGCGGUUUAGGUAUUUGCUGCUUCUGGUAAACACAUCCAUCACAGGAUGAUUGACGAAUCGUCUAUGUAGGGCUCAAUCCGCUCAUUGAUGGGGUUGUAGUGUUCUUCGUUUUAGUCUUUGUCACUCUUUUUCUUUGGUUUUAGGUUCUGGAACUUUGUCCACAGCAAUAAUUCAGAAAGACAAAUCAAUUAUUAUUAUUAUUAAUGCUCCACAAAACAUUUGUGAUUGAUUAUUUUUUUAAAUUCAAGAAAGUUUUUCUUCUUGAGAAGUGAAGGGUACAUACGACUGUUUUACGGGUAUUGUACGAGUUCAAAACUGUCCUGAUGGUUUAGAAACUUGAAAAGUUAGGAUGAGUCUCAGGAAAGCUCACCAGGCUCGGCUCUGAGAUGGAUAACUGACUUUAUUUAUAGCUCCUUGUGUGUUUUCAAAGUUUCUUUGUGACGCUUCUCCUCUGCUUUCCUGAUUGAUUUGCUCUCUUCUUGCUGAGGCGCCUUUCAAAGCCUGAAACGGGAUGUUUAAUCAGUCCUCCAACUGUCUGUGAGGAAGACUCAGCUGCUUGGAUCUGUUUCCUUCUGGAAUCCACGUGUGACGGUGAUGGUUUCCUAACCUGUCAGGCGGUGAAACGUCACAAUCUCUGUAAGACGAUCACAACAAAUCUGUGGUUUCUACCGUUUCAUUGCCUCUGAGAGAAAAAGAGACAUUACUUCUGCAGAGAGGAGCGACGGCAGAGCUCGGUAUUUUCAUAGGCUUUUGCUAAACGGUGCCACAGCUGAUCAAAGACGGUGAAUCCAGUGUUUGUAUCUUUUCUAAUCAGAUAUAUUUUGGUGACAUAGAGCUGCAUGUAUUUUAUUGUCUUGCACAGUUUAGGAAAACAAAUGGAGAGUUUUAUUAUGACAAUCUUUUACGUGGACGUUUAGAAGCACUGCAGAAAUGUCUCUGUAAAUAAAUCUCUUUUUUCACAUCUA
Oryzias latipes (Japanese medaka) is the source of this 4811-nucleotide messenger RNA. RefSeq names its product Ras converting CAAX endopeptidase 1a (gene rce1a). Gene Ontology annotation, biological process: CAAX-box protein processing. Gene Ontology annotation, cellular component: endoplasmic reticulum membrane. The record is from RefSeq and is a predicted model, not a curated record. Gene Ontology annotation, molecular function: metalloendopeptidase activity. Lineage: Eukaryota; Metazoa; Chordata; Actinopteri; Beloniformes; Adrianichthyidae.